AUGUUCGCCACGAGGCUCUUCCGGGCGCGGGCCCCAAUGCGACACAUUUUCAAUAUUACCACUCGAUCUUUCUCUGCCUCGCAGCUUUGCGCCGACUCCAAAAUGUGGACGCCAGUACCUUACAUCACCGAGACCAUUGUGAGCUCCCCCAAGCUCUGAGCUUCACGUUGCGCCUAGGAUACUGACUUUUCAGGGCGGGGGAUAUCGAACUUGUAUGUCUUGAAAGAUUUACAAACAGCCGUCAAUUAUAUAAAACGAACAUCCAACUAAUUCAAUGUACUUUCAGCCGACAUCUUUUCCAAACUCCUGCAGGUACGAAUGCCACGAAUGAUACAACACAACAUCCUUAUUAUCGCACUGUAUAACUGACACCAAACAGGAAAGAAUCAUCUGCCUAAACGGCGAAGUAAAUGAAAGUCUCUCCGCAGCCGUCGUCGCCCAGCUCCUCUUCCUCGAAUCCGACAACCCCGAAAAAGCCAUAACCCUCUACAUCAACUCCCCAGGCGGCUCAGUAACCGCCGGUCUCGCAAUCUACGACACCAUGUCCUACAUCCGCUCGCCAGUAUCUACCGUCUGCGUCGGGCAAGCCGCAUCCAUGGGCUCACUACUGCUAUGCGGCGGCGAGAAAGGGAAGCGGUUCUGUCUCCCGCACUCGUCGAUUAUGAUCCAUCAACCCAGCGGAGGGUAUUUCGGGCAAGCGAGCGAUAUUGCAAUCCAUGCGACGGAGAUUCUGAGGGUGCGCAGGCAGCUGAAUGAGAUUUAUGAGAGGCAUUUGACGAAGGUGCAUAGUCUGGAGGAGAUUGAGAGGUUGAUGGAGAGGGAUAAGUUUAUGAGUGCGGCGGAGGCCCUGGAGAUGGGUAUUGUGGAUGAGAUUCUAGAUAAGAGGCAGAAGGUGACGAAGGAUGAUGAGGCGAAAUAGGAAUUCAAAUUUUGAUGUCUUUUUUUUGGGUUGGUUGGUGUGGGGGGUUUUUGGGUGUUGUGUUUGAGUACGUACCUUUUUUUCGAUACCCCUCUCAGACUUAUACAAAGAUCUUUUGCCUCAUCCAUCUUUCCAGGACUACCGUUCUGGAUUCUUUCAUGUGCAGUGUUUUCAAUUUCCUCUUCUGAUCAUUCUAAAUGGAAUUGCACGACCUAUGCCGAAACUAGUAUAGCGUUCAACCUUUCGAUUUGCUCCAUGCACUGCAUGAGUACCACAAGUACCCAUCUCACUUUCACUAUCUCUACAUCUAUACUCCAAACAUGUACAUAUCAUCAAAAACACAACUUUUUCGAGGAAAGAUUUUCUUCGAAAUUCAUCAAUCUCUUUACACCAAUCGAUAGCAGCUAGAAUUUCAACCACUCCCCCCUCCUCCUAGGAGGUCUACUCCUCUGGUAGCAGAGAUACAUCCCUCAAAAGAUCACGUGAAAAGUUUUUCACCCCCCCUUCAUAACCUCAAUCAACCCUACCACUGCCAACACCGCUACUAUGGCAGCCCAUGUACUAUCAAACUUAGAAUGGGAACAAGAUAUCAUAGAAGGAACGGCCUAUGAGCCUAUGCAACUCGUCAACGAGCCCACGCUCCCCACCAGCACAGUGUACCCAACUAUCAUACUGGGAACCCCAAUCCCCCAAUCCCCCAGCACCAACGGACAAGAUCACCUCCUAGCACACUACGCACCGUCUAGCCCAAUUAAUCACAUUCAACGCAACCCAAACAACAUUUUCUUCACAAACAUCAGCACACUAAACAACUCCCAAAGAACCAAAGAAACACAACCCACAGCAAAGAGACAAAGAAGUAACCAAUCCCUUAACCUGACCUCUAAGUAUGCACUUAUGUCUCACCCAGAAACUGCAAUCGACGCAAUUAUAGCAUCAAGAGCUCUUCUCUGUAAGGCAAUUGAGCUUGAAGAUGAUCAGCCUAAAAAACUUACGCUGAUUGACCUACUCAAUGUCUUUCGAGACUACACUGAAGGAAAGCCCAUCAACAAGACGCUUAACACUCUUACAAACUCAGUCAAUAACCUUGAGAACAUUGCAAGACAACUCCCCAAAAAAACCUACGCCUCUGCUACCACAAACAACAAACCUACGACAAACAACAAGCCUACCACAGACAAUAGCACGCAAGGACUUAUAGACGCACAACUUAACUAUGCUCCCCCUCCUCAGAAAACCAACCCACAAAAGAAGAAGGAUGCCAUUAAAAGAGCUGCUACUGAGAAGAAGAUAGCAAUUAAAGCUCAACGACUUAUCCUUGUUGAGGACUACCUUCAACCAUUUGGAAACCUACAACCACUCACUCUCAGAAACACAAUUAACAAAGCCUUCAAAGCUCGUUUCAACGUCGACCCUGUAAUUAGUACAAUCUCCAGAUCACAAAGCAACAACAUCGUCCUUACAGCAGCAGAAGAAUAUAAUGCUAAAUUCCUCCUCGACCGAAUUGAAGUUAUCAAGGAGGUACUUAAAUUCAAAGAAGCAAGAGUAGACACUACGAGAUACCAAGUAGUAGUCCACGGCAUUCCAAACAGAGAAUUUAACUCUCCCGCAGGCCUUGUACAACUCAAAGAUGAGAUUCUCACUUUUAACAAGGGCCUUAAUCUACAAAUCGAAGAAACCCCUCACUGGCUCACUUCUAAAGACAAAAGGGACAGCGGCCUACAACACCAAGGAUCAAUCGUUGUAGCUUUCAAGGAAGAAAGCCAAGCAAAUCGAGCUCAGAGAAACAGACUCAACCUUGCAGGGAUCAGCGCCAGAGUAGAACACCUUCAGAACACGUCAAGGAAAAUCAAAUGUACCAGAUGCCAAGAAAAUGGCCACCCCCUCAAGUACUGCAAAAACCCCCCAAAGUGCAAAUUCUGCUCUAAACAACACCUAAGCGUACAACACAGAUGCCACUAAUGCCAAGCACAAGGCGAAGCCUGCGUACACACUACUACUAGCGAUAUCACAGAAUCCUAAUGAUAGAGAGCCCAAUCAAAAUCAUCUCUUUUAACGCCAACACUACAUCAGAAGCCAUGGAAAAUGCACUUGAAAUAGCCAUCCAGGAAGAAGUAGACCUUGUACUCUUCCAAGAACCAUGGUUUUACAAUGCACGGAAUAGACAAGGCUAUGUGUAAGGGUGCGAUAGCGACAAGGUCAACUGUAUGCGUAAGAACUAAAUUGUCUACAAAGAGUGGAAGUGAUCGUAAGAUCUGAGGCUAUUUACAGUUCCAAGGGCACGGGCCACAUCGCUUCCUCCACGUCUGUACCCUCACACUAUGUAGCCGCCACAUCAACAGCUCAUGGUAGUUUUACGCAAAUUCUUCCAAACUACUUACCUAGUAAAAGGCCACGAACAAUCGCCUAUAUCGCAAAAACCUUCAAACCCUCAGUUAGCCUUUCAAGAGAGUCACCUAUCGACACUGAUAUCCAGCUCAUUGAUAUUACUGAAGGAGAAGAAACACUACAAGUAAUCAACAUCUAUAACCAGAAAGACCAGGGAGAGCACGCUAAAAGAACUUUUCAAAGACAUCUACAAAACUAUUGUAUUAGAAAUAAUACAAUAGUCAUGGGCGACUUCAACUCACAUCACCCUUGGUGGAACCCUGCCAUCGAUACCCCCAACCAGGAAGCUGAAGAGCUUGUAGACUGGAUAGAAGACAACAGCCUUAGCCUCCUUAACAAGCCAGGAGCAAUAACCUUUAUCAGACCAAACUCUACUACUCCCUCUGUACUUGACCUAGCAUUAGUAUCGCAAGAAGUAAGCGAUCACGUCCAGAGCUUCAGAAUCAACAAUGCUAUUGCUUCAGACCACUGGGGACUACAGCUCCACCUCUACGGAAAGAAUAGAGACUGGGUUAAUAAUCCACUUCACCAGUCCAGAUACAACACAAAAAGAGCAGACUGGAAGCUCUUCAGGGAAACCAUUAACACAAGCAUCAACAACUCUCUAUGCCUAAAAACCCUCACAACCACUGAAAAUCCAGCCUCGUCAAACAACUCGCUAAAAAUCAUUAAAGAACAGAACACGCCUUUGGAAGCUAGCCUUGACAUGAUUGCAAACGCCCUCACAGAAGCAAUCACACUAGCCGCAGACAAAGCAAUCCCAAGAACAUAUAUUGGAAGCUUCUCAAAACCAUGGUGGACACCUGAGCUAAAAGAGCUAAGGAAGCAAAUGACCUACAAGCAACGCUACAUCUCGCUCCAGGACCAAACAUCAAAAGCCGAGUACAUAAAAGCUCGAAAUAUCUACUUUGAAGCAAUCAAAAGAACCAAAACAGCCCACUGGAAUCAAUUCCUUGAAAGAGAGGACCCGAAAGCAAUUUUCAAGGCCAUGAAAUACACCAAAGACGGCAAAACACAAAGAAUGCCACACAUCAAAGAUCAGCAACAGAACCUCCAGGCAACCUUCGAAGGCAAAUGCAAAGCGCUCAGGGAAACUCUGUUCCCUCCACCCCCCACAGCCACCAAAGCAACAUGGACCAACUACACGCCAAGCAAUAAGUGGGAAUGGCCUAAACUUACACAAACUGAACUAGAGUACGCAUGCUCUUCAAAGAUCUUAUCAAAAUCGCCCAGGGCCAGACGGAAUCACACAAGAUAUUAUCACCAAAGCCUACGAAGCCAACCCUGGAACCUUCUUCCAAGUCUAUGCUAGGAUGAUCGACACAGGGUACCAUCCCAAGUGCUGGAAAGAAGCAACAGGAGCAAUUCUACCAAAAGCUAACAAAGAAGACUACUCCCACCCUAAAUCCUACCGAAUCAUCACUCUCCUGAAUUGCCUUGGCAAAGUCGCUGAGAGAAUUAUCGCACAACGCCUCAGCCACCUCGCAGAGACCACAGACCUACUUCACUCCUCACAAAUGGGGGGAAGACUUAAGAAGUCUGCCAUUGACGCUGCCCUUUUACUUACAAAUGAAGUUGAAAACCACAAGAAGUACGGAUGGAAAGCCUCUACCCUGUUUAUCGAUGUCAAG
Molecule: messenger RNA, 4938 nt
Organism: Hymenoscyphus albidus
Lineage: Eukaryota; Fungi; Ascomycota; Leotiomycetes; Helotiales; Helotiaceae
Source: the annotation of a GenBank genome assembly